Diceros bicornis minor is the source of this 3319-nucleotide messenger RNA. It is a transcript of the gene ZNF23, whose product is annotated as zinc finger protein 23. The transcript has 5 exons. Bases 456 to 2528 code for a protein of 690 amino acids. Gene Ontology annotation, biological process: regulation of transcription by RNA polymerase II. Lineage: Eukaryota; Metazoa; Chordata; Mammalia; Perissodactyla; Rhinocerotidae. Gene Ontology annotation, molecular function: RNA polymerase II cis-regulatory region sequence-specific DNA binding; DNA-binding transcription factor activity, RNA polymerase II-specific. The record is from RefSeq and is a predicted model, not a curated record.
CCGCUGCACCCCCCCCAACCCCCCCUCCAGUUUCGGACUUGGUGGGCGAAGACGUUCAGUCCCGUGGAAAGCGAAGCCUGGGUUACUGUCAGAGCCACGAAGCCCCGAGCAUUUAGCACUUUGUUCAGGGAAGAUGCUACUGGCCUUUUGGGAACAUGUGUCGAAGCAGCCAGAGGGUGGAAUAUUUGAAGGGGCGAAGCCGCCUGAGGUGAUAUCGCGAGUCUUUUGACAUGUUGAGGUCGUGCAGGGGCUUUUACGUAUAUGCAUUUCACGUAUGGAGUGUAUGCUCCCUGGUUCCUAACAUAGGGUCGUGAAUCAGGGCCCAGUGGGAGAGCAGAAAAAGCAGAGCCCUUCCCAGCCACCCGAGAGCAAAAGCAGCCCGGCUUUUGGAGGGCACUGUCAGAGCGGUAUCAGUUCCGAAAGCUCCAGCUCUUCUCUGAGAGGGAGACCAGGUGAUGGCAGCCAUACUCCUGACAGCCUGGCCCCAGAAGUCCGUGACCUUCGAGGAUGUGGCUGUGUACUUCACUCAGACGGAAUGGGACAGCCUGUCCCCUGCACAGAGGGCCUUGUACAGGGAUGUGAUGCUGGAGAAUUAUGGGAAUGUGGCUUCCCUGGGAUUUCCACUUCUCAAACCUACUGUGAUUUCACAACUGGAGGGAGGAGGUGAGCUGGGGGGCCCAUUUCUACUGGCUGCUGGAACAGAAACAGGCCCCAAGGCCCUUUGGACUGUAGAUAUUGAUAUCCAGACUGAUGAUAAUUUGACAAAGGAAAUGUAUGAAGAAAAAGUUAAUACAUCAUUUGAACUUCAGAAGGACUUUUCCCAGGAAACAGACUUUGCAGAAGCCUUUAUUCUAGAGAAAUGGCAGGAAGUUCACGCAGUAGGAAGUAUGAAGAAAGAAAACAGUGUCUUUGACGGAACACUGAAAGAAGACACAAGCCCCAUGAAGGGGUGUUUCUUUCGUCAACGUCCAAACUUGAAUCAGUGUCGUACCUUCUCCACUGGAGUGCAGUCCCCUGAGUGUACAGGAUUGGAGAAAGCCUUCAACUUUGACACAAAACUUAUUCAGCAUGAAAUAAUUAAUACUGGGAAAAGACCUUUCAAAUGUGAAGAAUUAGUGGAAACCUUUAGGUGUAACUCUCAACUUACUCAGCAUCAAGAUAGUUACACUGGGGAGAAGCCCUAUCAGUGUAAGGAGUGUGGCAAAGCCUUUAGUGUUCAUGCAAAAUUAAUUUGGCAUCAAAGACUUCAUAGUGGGGAGAAACCCUUCAAGUGUGUGGAGUGUGGGAAAAGCUUCAGUUACAGUUCCCAUUAUAUUACACAUCAGACAAUCCACAGCGGGGAGAAGCCCUAUCAGUGUAAGGUGUGUGGGAAAGCCUUCAGCGUUAAUGGGAGUCUAAGUAGGCAUCAGAGAAUCCACACAGGAGAGAAGCCCUAUCAGUGCAAGGAGUGUGGAAAUGGCUUCAGCUGCAGUUCUGCGUAUAUCACACAUCAGAGAGUCCACACUGGAGAGAAACCUUACGAGUGUAAUGACUGUGGGAAAGCCUUCAAUGUUAAUGCAAAAUUAAUUCAACAUCAGAGAAUCCACACCGGAGAGAAACCUUAUGAAUGUAAUGAGUGUGGGAAAGGCUUCAGGUGCAGCUCCCAGCUUAGGCAGCAUCAAAGCAUACACACUGGAGAGAAGCCCUAUCAGUGUAAGGAGUGUGGAAAAGCCUUUAGUAAUAAUGCAAAACUCAUUCAGCAUCAAAGAAUUCACACAGGUGAGAAACCCUAUGAGUGUACUGAAUGUGGAAAAGCCUUUAGCGUCAAAGGGAAGUUAAUCCAGCACCAGAGAAUCCACACAGGUGAGAAACCCUAUGAGUGUAAAGAAUGUGGGAAAGCCUUCAGGUGUAACUCGCAGCUUCGGCAGCAUCUGAGAAUCCACACUGGGGAGAAGCCCUAUGAGUGUAAUGAGUGUGGAAAAGCCUUCAAUGUUAAUGCAAAACUAAUGCAGCAUCAGAGGAUUCAUACUGGGGAGAAACCAUUUGAAUGUAAUGAGUGUGGGAAAUGCUUUACUUCUAAAAGAAACCUACUGGAUCAUCACCGAAUCCAUACUGGAGAAAAGCCUUAUCAAUGUAAGGAAUGUGGGAAAGCCUUCAGUAUCAAUGCCAAACUAACUAGGCAUCAGAGAAUACAUACUGGGGAGAAACCUUUCAAAUGUAUGGAAUGUGAGAAAGCGUUUAGCUGUAGUUCUGACUAUAUUGUGCAUCAGAGAAUCCACACUGGAGAGAAACCUUUUCAAUGUAAGGAGUGUGGAAAAGCCUUCCAUGUUAAUGCCCAUUUAAUUCGACAUCAGAGAAGCCACACUGGGGAGAAACCCUUCAGAUGUGUGGAGUGUGGCAAAGGCUUCAGCUAUAGUUCUGACUGUAUUAUACAUCAGACUGUCCAUACUUGGAAGAAACCUUAUGUUUGUAAUAUGUGUGGGAAAGCCUUCAGGUUUAACUUCCAACUUAGUCAGCAUCAGAAUUUCCAUAGUGAAGGAAAAUCCUAAUGAGAAGGAUGUAGAAAACUGUCAAGGUUCGUGCUGAAAUGGAUCAAGUAUCAUCAGAUUCACCCUGGUGGAAAACGCUGAGAGGGGAAAUAAAUAUGACAGAGUCUUCACAUGGAAACAAGCCUUUUCCAUUUUAUUCCAUUUUAAAUCAGGAAUGAUGACCAGUUACAAAGUAACAUCCAAAAAUAAAUUAUUUUAUACCAACAACCAUAGAAAAUAUCCCAUUCCGAACAGCAUCAAGAAAAGAUUUUCUAGGAAUAGACUUAAUUAUUUUGGAGGACCUAUAUGGAGAAAUUAUAAAUCUCCACUGAGGGCCUCAAAAGGAACCUUAAAUAUAUGGGGGAGAGAGAGCGACCGUUUUCUUGGAUAUGAAAACUCAUAAAGAUAUUCAUUCUACCUAAAUUAAUUUAUUUCCCCUUGAUUUUUGACAACAAGCAUGCAUCCCUUUUGUAAAGAGGAAAAAAAAUAAAACUUUCCUUUAAAAAGGAAAAAGAUAAGUAAAUCUUUUUUUAUUUUCAUGGAAUGGAGAAAACCUUUUUAAGCACCAGAUGAAAGCUAGAAAUCAGCCAUAAGGGAAAAUACUGAUAAAUUCACUUUUCAAAAUUAAAUAUUUAUGUUUUUGUUUUAAAUAAUCUCAAAUAAGGUUAAAAGAUAAAGCACAAAAAGUAGAAAUACCUUUGUAAGAUUUGUGAUAUAAAAGUAUAAUAUCUAAUAUACCAGAGGUCUUAAGAGAAAGAUAAGUAAUUUAAUAAAACUCAGCAAAUGACCAGCAGCUUUUAAAAAGAUAUAAA